CACACACACAGAUAUCACCAAACAAUUCUAGCUCGGAGCUCACUUUCUUGCCCACAUUGACCACAAACUCACUGCAAUCCUCCUGCUUCAGCUUCCCAUAGUAAACCGGGAUUAUAUGUGUGGGUCACCACACCCGUUCCACCCGCUGGCGUUUGUGGGACAACCCCAGGCUAACAGGUUUUCCUUGAACUGGCCAUCCUCCUGCCUCAGCCCCCUAAAUGUUGAGGCUGUAGGUAGGUGUUCUUCAGCAACAAUCCAGGGGGCUCUACUUCCUUAGGAUCUCCCUGCCUGCUUCUGGGUACCUUCUGCUCCAACCCUGGCCUUCGCACCCCCGUUUAUGUGGGACCCCUCCUUCUCUCCGCACAUCCCCAGUUCUCUAUCCAUCGUAUUUCUGUGAGACCCUUUCCCCCACCCGGCUCGCUGGUGUUCCCACUCUCACGCUCCUUUGGCGCCUCCAGCCUGCCUGGUCUAUCUGUCGCCUCUCCCUGAAUCCUACAACAUCGCGGAACUUAUUUCCUUCAGGUAGUGAGGCCCUUUAGGAUUGGGGUAGGGGUCAGUGGGACUGCAAUCCAAGGCAAAUGGACUCUGAGUGACACCAUGACCCCAGUGCCCUCUUUGUAGUCACCCGUGGCUUCUGAGGUCACACCUACCCCACCCUCCAGUUUCAGGAAUUCCUGGCUUGGGGGGGUAGACUUCCUCCGCUACUUCCUCCCUUCCAGGAUUUGGCUGGGUCUCCGUCAAACCCCUUCCUGCUUUGCCUCACUCCCCUUCCCUGGGACUGAACUCUGUACCCCACCCCUCAACUAGGGAAAGGGAAGGAUCCAAACUCUGUGUGUGUGUGUCUGUGUGUGUGUGUGUCAAGCUAGAUGUGCAUUGGAGGCACUGGUGUAAAAGAUGGUGAACACCCCAGCAGUCUUUCUAGAGCCCCUAAUGAGCUGCACCCCUCCACACACACACACACACACACCAACCUACCAAAAGGGCUCCCUACCAUCCCUGUCUCUGAGACUGGACUUGUCUUCAGGUUUGGGCACCGCUGGGAUCCUCCUGGGAAUCCAUAGAUGAGACAGGUGGAGGAAGGGUUCCCAAACUCAGACCACGCAGGAGCCCUGGGGCCUGGAGUGUGGCACCUGCCAGUUACUCUAGCACAUGGAAGCUAGAGACAGGAGGAUAAGACACGACACCUUGUCUCAAAAAAAAAUAAAAAUAAAAAUAAAAAAAUCUUGUAGUGACACAUGUAACCCAGACUGGGGUGGGGGAAACCUUGGUCUGAGGUCAGUCUGGGCCGAAUGAGACCCUGCCUUCCAGCUUUGAAUGGUGGGACCUAGGAUGCUGAGACCCUUUGAGACAAGCACAGGGAACCAAAGUCCCUUGUGGUGGUCCAGCCCUUCAACCCAUGCAGAUUGGUGCUGACAACCUGCUGAUUCGUGGUAUUCACGGCUGAGUGCUACAAAAGACCCGUGGGGACCAUGUAGGCCAUGCCCUUCCAUUUUACAAGUGGGGGAACUGAGGCCCUAGAGCAGAAGUGAGUUAUUGCCAGCUUCGGGGGUUGGGACUCUUGUCCAGCAGUAGCCCAUAUCCGGAGACCUGGGUUCCCUUGGCCAUAUCUGGAUACCUGGAUUCUUGGGCUACCGCUAAAUCGGAUUAAUUCGGGCAAUGAGGUCCUCCACUAAAUGAGUAGGGAGCGAUGCCAGAUUUGGGUCUGGGUGGUUGGUGGCGAAAAGAGAGAGUUUGAGGUGGAGCACAAAAGGUAUUUCUGAGGGCUUGCAGGUGGAAAGGGAGAGGGACCAGAGAUGGCCUGCUGGGCUUGGGGGAGGAGUUUCCGGGGUAAAGAGACAAACCGAGGGGAUUAACUCCACCCGUCUCCUGACACCCCCCUCCCUUCAAGCCCACUCACGGUUCAACCAGGACAGGGCCUAUAAUUUGGUUUGUGUCUAGACAAAUAAUAACUCAGCUGGUGCGAAAAGGGAGGGACGAGGCCAGGCCGUGAGCAAGGGGUCAGAAGCAUCAUGGCUUCCUAGACUCCCUCCCUGAGGUGGGAGAAUAUCAUUUGGGGAGGGGGGAACAGUUGAAGGUGAUGAUCAGCCAUCCUGACCCCACGCCCGGCCUCUGUGAACCUUCAGCUGCUCGAUCUGAGAAUUUUUUUUUUAAAGUCAGGGCAGAAACGGGGAGAAAAGAGGAAGUGGGGUUCACCUAUUUACAACGCGUUCCCAUUUCUGCAAAGAGUGAAAAGGGAAACGUGUAUUCAUUUGCUGGAAAAAAGAUAAAAAUCACCCAGAGUUUAAUAAUAGAUUAUGAAAGUCAUAGCGUGUGUUUUAUUUUUUUUUAUUUUAUUUUUUUUUUUUUUUGAAAUCAUAGAAGGUUCUAACAAUAGAACUUCAGAAUCUUGGGCCGGGAGACGCCUGGAAUAUUGGAAACUGACAAGGGUGCGUGCUGGCAAAAGCGAGGAUAAUAAUAACAGAAAGCAGAGAACCAGGGCUCUAGAAUGUUAGAACAUUCGACCCCAAACAGGGCUGGCCAUAAAAACCUCGGGACUUGAGAACCUUUGGAUUCUAGAAUGUCAGCAGGGUAGUUCUAACAGUUCCACAUUCCUGCUGGUUGGUGUGGGCGUAGCAGCCAGGGUAGGGGUGAGAGAGAGACGCUCCUUAAUAGAAAUGGGGAAACUGAGGCCCAGCCAGGACAUGGAGAAGCCUGACUGCACCCCCGUCACCGUUUCCGCUUGCUGCCAAGGCACCAGUGGACCGGAGACAGGUGUUAUGGACCGAGGGGAAUGCAUGAAGGAGAAAUUCUGAAAUCCAGUUCACUCCUUUCACAUGUCUACCCAGCUCAGCUCUCCAUGUGGUCGUGAAUGGGACAACUUCAUCUCCACCCCUUGAACUCCUCUAGCAGCAACUCUGAGUUUCCCGGUGCCCUCUUCAGAGUUCUUCUACCCACAGUCCUCCUGUGCUCCACAGCUUACUCAUCUUCCUGUUUCCAGCAUCCCUUCCCACAGUCCCCAGCCUUAGCAAGUCCUUCCUCUUUGUCCAUCCCCAGAGGACACUGUGGUGACUUUACAUAGUUCUCUGCUUCCUGCUGGGGUCCUAGCAGAUGCAGUACUCCAAGCUGCAUCUUCCCAACUCAAUGCUCUCCUGUGUUAUUUCCUGAGUCUUCUAGAACAUUCCAUCCCAUUGGUAUUUAAUUGUGUCCAUGCUUAUUCCCCAAGACCUCAGUAAGCAUGGUACCAAUGGUGUCUUCAACUCCUCCAUAAACACCGCCUUCAUCUGAUUUUUCCUGCGCUCCCAUCUUUAUGUCUGAUUGCUUGCAUAGACACUCCCAUUGGCAUUAGAGCCACUUCUUGUCCAACCUUCAUCCUGUCCUCUCAAGUUGUCCUUUUGCUUAGCCUUCCACAAAACAAACCUGGAACUCUGUCCUCGUGAACUAUCUCCUAUGAUGUUCCCCUGAGCCUCCAAAGAGGGGGCUCAGGGGGCCCGAUGGCCUCCCGCCCCCCGUGGCCCUGUAGCCCCAGUGGGCCAGGGGAAGAGCCUAGGAAGCCCCAGCACCCAGGAUGGGCAAUCGCACGUGGGAGGGCUGCCACGUGGACUCUCGAGUGGACCACCUCUUCCCACCAUCCCUCUACAUCUUUGUCAUCGGGGUGGGACUGCCUACCAACUGCCUGGCUUUGUGGGCGGCCUACCGCCAGGUGCGCCAGCGCAAUGAGCUGGGCGUGUACCUGAUGAACCUGAGCAUCGCUGACCUGCUAUACAUCUGCACGCUGCCAUUAUGGGUCGACUACUUCCUCCACCACGACAACUGGAUCCAUGGCCCCGGCUCCUGCAAGCUCUUCGGCUUCAUCUUCUACAGCAACAUCUACAUCAGCAUUGCCUUCCUGUGCUGCAUCUCGGUGGACCGCUACCUGGCCGUGGCCCAUCCGCUGCGCUUUGCGCGUUUGCGCAGGGUCAAGACAGCUGUGGCUGUGAGCUCCGUGGUUUGGGCCACCGAGCUGGGCGCCAACUCUGCACCGCUCUUCCACGACGAGCUCUUUCGAGAUCGCUACAACCACACCUUCUGCUUCGAGAAGUUCCCCAUGGAGAGCUGGGUGGCCUGGAUGAAUCUGUACCGUGUCUUCGUGGGCUUUCUUUUCCCUUGGGCUCUCAUGUUGCUGUGCUACCGCGGCAUCCUGCGGGCCGUGCAGAGCAGUGUGUCCACGGAGCGCCAGGAGAAGGUCAAGAUCAAGCGUCUGGCUUUGAGCCUCAUUGCCAUCGUGUUGGUGUGCUUUGCACCCUACCAUGCCCUCCUGCUGUCUCGAAGCGCUGUCUACCUGGGUCGGCCCUGGGACUGUGGCUUCGAGGAGCGAGUCUUCUCCGCCUACCACAGCUCCUUGGCUUUCACCAGCCUCAAUUGCGUGGCCGACCCCAUCCUCUACUGCCUGGUCAAUGAGGGAGCCCGCAGUGACGUGGCCAAGGCCCUGCACAACCUCCUGCGUUUCCUGGCCAGCGACAAGCCCCAGGAGAUGGCCAACGCUUCCCUCACCCUGGAGACACCCUUGACCUCCAAGAGGAGCACCACAGGCAAGGCCUCCGGAGCUGUAUGGGCAGUGCCUCCGACUGCCCAAGGGGACCAGGUGCCGCUGAAGGUGCUGCUGCCACCAGCACAGUGAGCUCCAUCCUCAUGCCCCGCCCCUCUCUACUGUAUGCAAAUGUAUGUAAAUAUGACCGUGUGAAUCUUCGUAAAACAAGCAA
This is a messenger RNA of Myodes glareolus (Bank vole), 4718 nucleotides long. RefSeq names its product G protein-coupled receptor 4 (gene Gpr4). Gene Ontology annotation, biological process: G protein-coupled receptor signaling pathway. The record is from RefSeq and is a predicted model, not a curated record. Gene Ontology annotation, molecular function: G protein-coupled receptor activity. Lineage: Eukaryota; Metazoa; Chordata; Mammalia; Rodentia; Cricetidae. Gene Ontology annotation, cellular component: membrane.